Molecule: messenger RNA, 4178 nt
Organism: Lutzomyia longipalpis
Lineage: Eukaryota; Metazoa; Arthropoda; Insecta; Diptera; Psychodidae
Gene: vtd
Product: double-strand-break repair protein rad21-like protein 1
Exons: 4
Coding region: 419-2671 (750 amino acids)
Biological process (GO): synaptonemal complex assembly; replication-born double-strand break repair via sister chromatid exchange; mitotic sister chromatid cohesion
Cellular component (GO): cohesin complex; synaptonemal complex
Molecular function (GO): chromatin binding; protein binding
Source: RefSeq, a predicted model, not a curated record
AACAACAUUUUAGCAUGAAACAAAGCCGAAAGUUUGUUUUUCGCAAAAGCGUCCAUAAAAAUUAGUUUUUAAAGUGAAAAUUGCAUGUUUUCCCUCAAAAUUUGCAUGAAAAAGAUUUUACGGUGCACUAAAGUGUGACAAGGAAGUGAAUUGUGGCGUCAAAGUGUGCUUGUUGAGAAGAAAAUUGGAUAUUUUGGGUGGCUUGGCGCCAAAGAGGCAGCCAUUCUGUCAAAUGUUGGAAAUUUUGCAUAGUUUUUCACGGAAAUUCAGUGCUAUUGCGGAAGUAACAUAAGAAGAAGGUGCAAAAAGACCUCCUGGUGCUGGGGAGACGAUAAAAAGAAGGCUCUGUGUGUUUGUGUGAAAGUUUUACGGGGAGGUUGCUCCCUAAGCGGGAAGUUUGCGGUGAGACGUCGUCGCCAUGUUCUAUGCACAUAUCGUCCUGGCCAAGAAGGGCCCUCUGGCCCGUAUCUGGCUGGCAGCGCACUGGGAUAAGAAAUUGACCAAGGCACACGUGUUUGAGACGAAUAUCGAGCAGUCUGUUGAGGGUAUCAUGCAGCCGAAGGUGAAGCUCGCUCUCCGGACGUCCGGACAUCUCCUUCUGGGCGUCGUCCGGAUCUACUCGCGCAAAGCAAAGUACCUUCUUGCAGACUGCAAUGAGGCCUUUGCGAAGAUUAAAGUGGCUUUCCGGCCGGGAAUAGUUGAUCUCCCGGAGGAACAUCGAGAAGCUGCCGUUAAUGCCAUUACACUUCCGGAGGUUUUUCAUGACUUCGACACGGCGCUUCCUGAGCUAAAUGAUGUGGAUAUUGAAGCGCAAUUCUCAAUUAAUCAAUCCCGUGCUGAUGAAAUUACAAUGCGCGAAGACUACGGUACCCUGCCAAUGUCCAUCCAUGAUGAUGGAUUUGGGGAUAUGGGAUUCGAUGCAGAUACCCCGGAUUUGGCACGUGAUGCCAUGGAUCCGACAAUUGAUGACAAUCUCUUUGGGGAGGAUUUGGCAGCCAGUAGUAUUGAUCACACAAAAGAACCCGUUCCAGGAACAUCACGCUCGAUGAUUGAGAGUAUGCCACAGGGGCCGAUGGAUGAUGGCUUUGGGGAGGAGUUUGGGCAGCCGGCAGCAGGACUCUUCGAAGGGGAUAUCUUCACAGAUGCCCCAAUGCCUUCGACGAGCCUCCCUCCGGUUACGCAGCACUCCCAUUCGGACGAUGACGAUGACAUGGAUCACUUUGACGGGGGAGUCCCAUCGCCCAGUUCUCCUUCAUCCCCACCACCGAGUGUGUUGCCGGGAGAGACGCCGGUGCAUGUGGGUGGUAGCAGUCCGGUAGAUCGCGUCGCUGCAGCCUUGCAGGCACUUUCCCCAGGGCAAAUUGGGGAGAUUGAGGGUGAGCAUCCGCUGAAUUUGCGUGGUGAUGAUUUGCCAACAGCAGCCGAGGAGGAGCACCUCGAUGAGACGGGGGGAAAUCUCACGAAUGAAGAGGAGAGCUUUGCCCUGGCACCCAUUGAUGCCACCGCACUUAAAGGUGUGACCAAGGCCAAAAGGAAGCGAAAGCUCAUUGUGGACGAAGUUAAAAACAUCUCGGGGGAAGAGAUGAAGAAUCAACUGGCCAAUACGAGUGAUAUUGUCACAACACUGGACCUGGCACCACCUACAAAACGUCUAAUGUUUUGGAAGGAAACUGGUGGGGUUGAGAAGCUCUUUGCACUUCCGUCGCGAGAUAUUCCUGCGCGGAAUCUCUUCAAGAACUAUCAGCGCAACCUGGUGUCGCGUGCAAUUGACCUCGAGGACUUUUCCGUUCUGGGACCUGCAGAGGUGCUGGCGCUGGAGCAGCAGCGUCCUGAGGAACCAGAACCCCUGCCGGUGGUGAAGCGAGGGCGCAAGCGAAAGCAGGUACCGGAGGUGGAAGCACCCGUACCGGCACUGCCGGAUCCGGAGACACCGCGGGAACAGAUGCCCUUCGAUCAGACGGCUGGGUCAUCGAUAAAUAUUCCACGGGAGUGUGAUCCAGCAUUGAUGCCACCACCACCUGCACCGAGUGUACAUCACAUGUCAAGUCCAAAUAGUGGAGUAAUGGGACCCCUAACGCCGGGAUUGCCCAUGACACCGGGACUCCUACUUACACCUGGACUCUCCAUGACCCCGGCGGGUAUGCACGGAGAUCUCGGUGGGCUGGACCAUGGCGGAAUAACGCCACAUCAUGCAAUUGAGAAUAUGGAAUCAAUUCCCAACUUGCCAGCUGACCAGGUGUCGUCAAUUCUCAAUGGAACCGCCAUGGAGAACAUGGGAUUCACCAAUAUGGGCUACGAGGGUCAUCAAACACCCCGAGCGGGGAUGUCCGAGAGGGUGCCCAAUGAUUGGAAUGAGGACUAUGACUUUCCACCCUCUGUGGGCCAUAUGGGCGAAGAACAGCUGGAGAAUGAAACGGACGAACAAUUCGAAGAGAGGGUACUGAACAAACGAGCUGCCCAGCUAUUUAUUGCCGUUAAGAGAAAGCUCCUAAAAUCAGACAGCAUAAUGCUGUCAGAAAUGACUUUCCGCAACUCCAAGAAGCAGGCGGCACAAAAAUUCUACUCACUGCUGGUGCUCAAGAAGUUCCAGGCGCUACAAAUUAGCCAACAUGAACCCUGUGGCGACAUCACAGUUACAAAAGGCGAAAUGUUUGAUAAUCCUAAACUGUAAUGGAUCCCUGCUGAUUUUAGCUCCAACAAGACCCAUUGCUUCUAUGGCAAAUCAAAAGUGUCCCAGAUUUUAUUCAAAUUUAAUUUUUCUUAAAAAAAAAUCAUUUUUUUUUCUUAACAUUUCUCAGUGUGACUGAUCUUUCAUUAUGUAUUCAGUUUCGUAGGCGAACAAAAAGAGGUGUCCUCAAAAAAAUUAGGAAAAAUUAGCAUGAAUUCUGUGUGAUCGAUUCAUGGAUAAGUAUUUAAUUUAUAUUGGUAAGAAUUAACGCGCAUUCAUUAACUGAAGUUUGAGUUCAAUGACGUGUAUCAAUGGCUUAAAAAUUGAAUAUUUUCUUUUUUUUUUUCAUUGAUAAAAUAAAUUUUCAGUUUUUCUUCUAUUUUUGUUAUCCGAAAUUUCUCUUACAAAAAGCACGAUCAAGUUGAAGAGUUUGAACAAAAGAAACUGAAAUUCUGCACGCAAAAACAUCACAAUGAUAUGAUUUUUAAUAGAAAAAAAGCAAAACUUUUUCUUAUUAACCAUUUAACAAAUUAUACUGAGCACCUUAACCCAAAAGAAAACUCAUUAAAAGGUUUUUUUUACUUGUACUGCAAAGAAAUUAAAUAAACGGAAAAUUGAUUUUAUUCAGCAAAAAGAAGACAUUCGAGAAUAGUUAUUGACACCAAUUUUUUUCUUUUACAUUUUGCGCCCAUAAAAAGCAUUUGAUUUCAAUUUUGUUGAAUUAUUAGUUUUGUGGAUGUUUAAACGCGCAAUGUUUUCGCAGAGUUUUAUAAAGAAAAAUCUCCGAAGAAUAAGAGGAAAGACAAAAGAUUGCUGGAAAAUAGAAAUUAUCUUUCUCAUUUCUCUUUAAAGUUUCUUCAAAAAGCGAAGGAUGCGUGUAUAUAGUUUUAGAUAAAUUUUUGACAUUAUUUUCUUAUUUAAUGUUUUGUAUUAAAUUUAGGGGAGACUGGGGUGAAGUUAGUCACAUUAAGGUUUUAUGAUAAUCACAGAAAAAUGCUUUUUUGCUUUGAUUUUUCUUUAAAAUUAAAUUUGAUUAAUUUUACCCCCUGAUUUUUCCUACGAAAAAAAAAACAUGAAUUAUAUACGAGAACUUGAAUUAAUGACGACACUGUACAAAAAGAAAUGAUUAACUUUUUUUUUUAAUUAAUUAGCAUAAUGUGUCAUUGAAUAAAUAAAUGGAAAUUAAAGUGAAUUUGAAAAACAAAUGAAAUGAAAAGAGAAUAAAAAAUGUAGUAAAGAUCAACUUUGUGUAAAUAUGAAAUGUUAGAGAUAAGAUAAAUAAAAUAUAGAAAAAAAAGUAAGUUUAUUAGGGAAGUAAGUUCAAAAAAGUUUUAAGUGAAAAUCUUAAGUACCUACAUGUAAGAGAAAUUAAAUUUAGUCGUUUAAGAUGAUGAGUAAUGAUUAAAAGAAACUGAGAAAUAUGUAUGACAUAAAAUUUAGAUUUUUAUUGAAUACUGUUAAUAUUACCCACUAAAAAAGAAAAUAAAGUGCAUGUUUAGAAGGAAAAAAA